CGCAAAAAAACUGGAGAAAAAAAAUAUCAGUGCGUGCUUCUGCCCUAUAAUGAGGUCCUAACGAACUUGAAUUUCGAAUCAACUGUGGCUAGGUUGUGCAUUGCGUGAAUCUGUUGUGCCCAAAAAACCAAGCAUGGUUUUUGUUAAGAUAUGCCGCUCAAAUUCUUAACUGAAGAUCAAAUAAAACGGUGAGCAAUUUCCAUUGCCAGGUUUGGGAUGAAAAUAUCAAUUCAAGUCAUUUUGAAGGGUGUUUGGCGAAAUUAAUCUGAAUUCUGAAAUCGAUUUUGUGUACAACGGAGGAUUACCCAGAUGCUUUUUUGGUAAUCAACUACACGUUUCGUCGUGGAGUUCAUUUACUGUCAAAGCCCAGGAGCUAUUUCGAAUUUCUUGCUCCCAAGAAUCCAUCUAAUCCUCGAAUAUGUCACCCGCCAUUUCUCUGCCCUGCUUCAAUAGUGUGAUCUUUGCAGCGCGCCGGUCACCCCAGAAAGGAAAGUUGAAGAAUGCAAAAGUGCCCGGGGCAACGCCAAAACUUAGCAACACUGGCUUCGGUACCAGCAAGAAAGAGCCAUUAUGGCGGUGCGUGGAGGGUUGUGGUGCUUGCUGCAAGCUGGCUAAGGGCCCUGCUUUCGCCACUCCUGAAGAAAUCUUCACAAACCCCUCUGAUAUCGAGCUUUAUAAAAGCUUAAUAGGCCCGGAUGGAUGGUGUUUACAUUAUGAGAAAAGCACACGCAAGUGCUCAAUUUACCCUGAUCGUCCCUAUUUUUGUCGUGUGGAGCCAGAUAUAUUCGAGUCACUGUAUGGCAUUACUAAGAAGAAAUUCAACAAGGAGGCAUGCGGUAGCUGUAGAGACACUAUUAAGGAAAUCUAUGGUUCACAUUCCAAGGAACUGGACAACUUCAAUCGCUCCUUAAGGAGUUCUGAUUAGUUAAAUCGAUCCGACUUGCCCUGCUUAAACUGCUCAAGGUCAUUUUAACCUUGAUCCUUUCCUUUUUAUUUGUUCAUUGAGCUGGUCAGAAAGUUUAGUAUGAAAGGUUUUCCUGGAGAAUCAGAUCAAAUAUAAACUUUUGAACAGGAUUGGGGCUGCUGUCCUAUGCCAAAAGGAAAAGGGUUUAAAGAGAGAUGAAAGUGGGAGUCUAUUGCAUGUACAUUCAACUGUGCUGUAAUACGAUACCACUAGUGUAUUAGAUGCUAGCAAGAUCAUCAAGGAGAAAGCAUAAACUUCCUUUCGGAUUGUCCUUGCCAGUCUUCUAUAGAGCCCUUUUUUGGCAAAAUUUGCCGUGUUGUGGCUGGAUUAAAGAUCUCAAGGACCAGAAUUAAUUCUAGUAUAUUGGUCUAGAGAUCAGAUAGCCCGCUGUCUUGGCUUCAUCAAAUCUGAAGGUGCUGGAGGUCCCUUAAUUCAACUGAAACCAGCAGACUGUGUAAAAUAAAGACUUCCCCUUCUCUGUCUAUGGAGUCUGAUUACUCUCCUAUUGUCAUAAAUCUAUUAGCUGGGCAUGAAUUUUAAUCA
Messenger RNA from Populus nigra (black poplar), 1507 nucleotides. RefSeq lists its product as uncharacterized. The record is from RefSeq and is a predicted model, not a curated record. NCBI's taxonomy places the organism in Eukaryota, Viridiplantae, Streptophyta, Magnoliopsida, Malpighiales, Salicaceae. The transcript is spliced from 4 exons. Bases 419 to 925 code for a protein of 168 amino acids.